AUGCCCAAAUCCAGUAAAAUCUCAAAUGCUCACUUAUUUGUCUUGAUUCAUGGUCUUUGGGGUGCUCCCUCUCAUAUGAGGUCUAUCGAGAAAAUCAUUUUAAAUACUUUGCCUGUCAUUAAUAACGAAAAAAUCGUAACCUUUAAACCUGCUACCACUGCUUUUUUUAAAACCUAUGACGGUUUGCAUAUAAUUUCUUUAAGAGUCCUAUCCGAAAUUUUCUCAGAGAUUCUCUUCUUAUACACUGAAAAAAAUCUAAAAAUUGUCAAAAUAAGUUUUAUUGGUUAUUCCCAUGGUGGUUUAAUAUCAAGAUAUUUAAUAGGUUUAUUGUAUAAUUUAAAAUUUUUCAACUCAAUUGCUCCAAUUUAUUUUACCACUUUUGCCACUCCUCAUCUUGGUAUCAAAUUUUAUUCUUCUUUUAACCAUAAUAAACCAUUAAACACUAACCAUAUUAACGAUAUUAACAAUAUUAGCAAUAUUAACAACAUUAGCAAUUUUAAUAAUUUUAAUAACUUCAACUUCAAUUUCUUAAAAAUCGCCUUCACUAACACUCUCAAUUUCUUGGGUCCUAUUUUUUUAAACCUAUCUGGCAAUGAAUUGUUCCUUAACAAUGAUAUCUUACUAAAUUUAUCCUCUCCAGAUGAUAUCUAUUUUAAGGGCUUGAAAUCUUUUAAAAAAUUCUAUUUACUAUCAAAUAUUAAAAAUGAUAGAACCGUAUCUUUCUAUACCUCUUACAUUGUGAAUAUAUCUCCCUUUAAUAAUUUAAACAAUUUAAAUUUA
Messenger RNA from Ascoidea rubescens DSM 1968, 780 nucleotides. RefSeq names its product putative hydrolase (gene LPL1). The record is from RefSeq and is a predicted model, not a curated record. Gene Ontology annotation, molecular function: monoacylglycerol lipase activity. The transcript has a single exon. The annotation marks the transcript as partial. NCBI's taxonomy places the organism in Eukaryota, Fungi, Ascomycota, Saccharomycetes, Ascoideales, Ascoideaceae.